CAACAUCCGGUCACGGCGAGCGGGCGCGAUGCAGGCGGUGCUGCGGGCGGCGCGCGGAGCUGCCGGGGCCGCCGGGGGUCUCCUGCUGCGGGAGAGUUGCAGGCGUCCGCCACCCCAGGCAUGGCUGGCCAGGGUGCCCCAGCGCUGCUCCUCCAGCCUGCCCAUGAACACGGUGGUCCUCUUCGUGCCCCAGCAGGAGGCCUGGGUGGUGGAGCGGAUGGGCAAGUUCCACCGCAUCCUGGAGCCGGGACUGAACUUCCUCCUCCCGGUUCUGGAUCGCAUCCGCUAUGUACAAAGCCUCAAAGAAAUCGUCAUCAACGUACCGGAACAGUCCGCUGUUUCCCUUGACAACGUCACCCUCCAGAUAGACGGCGUCCUCUACUUGCGCAUCAUGGACCCCUACAAGGCUAGCUAUGGAGUGGAGGACCCUGAGUACGCAGUGACCCAGCUUGCGCAGACCACCAUGCGGUCAGAGCUGGGCAAGCUCUCGCUUGAUAAAGUCUUCCGGGAGCGCGAAUCCCUCAACGCCAGCAUUGUGGACGCCAUCAACCAGGCCUCGGACUACUGGGGCAUCCGGUGCCUCCGCUACGAGAUCAAGGACAUCCACGUGCCGCCUCGAGUGAAGGAGUCCAUGCAAAUGCAGGUGGAGGCUGAGAGGCGCAAGCGGGCGACCGUGCUGGAGUCCGAAGGGACCCGGGAGUCGGCCAUCAAUGUGGCUGAGGGGGACAAGCAGGCUCAGAUCCUGGCCUCGGAGGCGGAGAAAGCAGAGCAGAUCAACCAAGCGGCUGGGGAGGCCAGCGCCAUACUGGUGAAGGCUCGGGCCAAAGCGGAAGCCAUCCGACUCCUGGCAGCUGCUCUGGCCCAGAAGAACGGCAACUCAGCCGCAUCUCUGUCUGUGGCCGAGCAGUACGUGAGUGCCUUCUCCAAGCUGGCGAAAGAGUCCAACACGAUCCUGCUGCCGUCCAGCACGGGAGAUAUUCCCAGCAUGGUGGCUCAGGCGAUGGGCAUCUACGGCACCCUGAGCAAGGCCCAGCUGACCAAGGCCACGGAAGCGGAGCCUCCCCCUGCCCUCCAGGCCCAGCAGCCUUCAAGCACAGAGCACCCUGAGCUGGAGCGGCCGAACGGCAGCUAACGGCGAGGUCUGCGGGCACGGCCGUGAGCCCAGCCCUGUGCCCGCUGGGAGCUGGCCCUGCUGCCUCUGCCCUUGGACUCUUCUCCCCCUGCCCCUAAAAAGAACUUUGGUUUAUUUUGUAAUUUGGAUUUAAUCAUGUAAUAAAAGGAGCCGCAGA
This is a messenger RNA of Elgaria multicarinata webbii, 1289 nucleotides long. RefSeq names its product stomatin like 2 (gene STOML2). Gene Ontology annotation, biological process: mitochondrion organization. Gene Ontology annotation, cellular component: membrane; mitochondrion. The record is from RefSeq and is a predicted model, not a curated record. The coding region runs from base 29 to 1132 and encodes 367 amino acids. The transcript has 10 exons. Lineage: Eukaryota; Metazoa; Chordata; Lepidosauria; Squamata; Anguidae.